Molecule: messenger RNA, 3108 nt
Organism: Stylonychia lemnae
Lineage: Eukaryota; Ciliophora; Spirotrichea; Sporadotrichida; Oxytrichidae
Source: the annotation of a GenBank genome assembly
AUGCUAAUUAGGAGAAAAGUAGAAAUCGGAGAAGGAGAAGCUAUCAAAGACUCAUUUUGCUAUGUUGAUAAGGAAUUCAACAAUUUCUCAGUCGAUGAUGCUGAUGAAUACGAGACUUCAUUUGUAAAUGAAUACAAAAAAGGAGGAGUUAUUGCUGUGGUAAUUGCUGGGGAGGAUGAAUUUGAUAUUCCUACCAUUGAAGAGAAUGAUCCAGAAUUUCUAAGUUUAAUUGAUGAAUACAAUACCACGAGAUAGGAGACAAAAUAAUAAAAUCUCAAAUAAGCCAGUAUCAAUGAAAUGUAAAAUCUGGUUACUAUUGAUGAAGAUAAGGAUGAUAAUCUUUCUCAAUCAUAGGAAUCAGUUGCAAAUGAGGAGAAUGGAUAAAAUUCCUCAAACCACCAUGAAUAUUAGAGAAACUCUAAUAAUGAUCAUAAUGUAUAUGAAAUUGGUCAAAACCUUUUUAUCAGUUCAAAUGAUUAUUCUUUAGGCUAUGGUGAUGGUCACUUAGACCCUUAUCAAAACUAAGCUCCUACUUCACCAAUGAAUCUAGCAAUUGAAGAGUAGAAGAACGAAAAUUCUACUAGCUUGAGUAUGCAACACUUGGUUUAAUAGCCUAAUCUUGGUCUUAACAUAGAUGGCUCUCUAAUGUAAAGAGGAGUUAAUGCUUCUUAAGAUAAAGUUGAAAAUAGUUCUUAAGCUAUUUCAAGCUAAGUUCCAGGCUAUGGAUAAAGCAAUUCUAAUCUAUCAAAAUUUACUUCAUUGUUCUAGGAUGAGGGUGGAUAAAUUAAUCUCUAAGAUGAUAAGUUUGAAGUAAAAUCUGACAUUGAUUAAGAAGAAGUAAAAAAAAUGGAUUCUGAUGGCAUCUACUAAAAUCCCCAAAAUACUAUCAUAGGAAAUAACCAACUUGCUUAGGAGGAAAUCAUUGAUCCUUAUUCUUUUGAAGCUAAUGUGAAAAUGAAUAAUUAAUCCCCAGCUCAAACUCAAGUGGUAAUAGUUAAAAAGCAAGGCGGAUAACAAAAGACAUAUUUCAGUCCUCCUCCAAUACUUGAUUAUCCUGAAGAAAUGAAAGAAGAUUCAUAUCAACAAAGUCCUCCUUAAGAAAAUGAAAGUUAUCAUUCGCCUAAAGACAGUUAAUAGAAUUCUAAUUCUAAAAGUAUAUCAAAAAAAGGACCAAAGAGUUCUCAUGAGUUGGAACAUGCAGACUGUAUUGCUGAGAAUUCAAAGAUCGUUACAGAUUGCUUAUCUCUUAUUGUCUAGAAAAAUAAGAAUCUUGACUUUGAUGUCAGAAAAAUAUCAGAUGAAGACUUGAAAUAAACAAUAAAAAGAACGAAUUCUAUCGCGCUUGGAGAUAAUAAUCAUCUAAUUGAUUUUGAUCAAUUUGAGUAGAAUGGAAGAGGAUAUAUGACGAUGAAAUAUCAAAGACUUCCCUGCUUACUUUGUAAAAGAUAUAACAAGAAUCUUCAGAAUUUAGAUUAAAUAGAUUGGGAAAAUGAAGAUCCUUCAAAAGCCUGCAUAUGCGAUAAUGGUAUUAUGACUGAACAGUAGUAAUAUAAAAUCUAAAUGAAUCAUCAAGCAUAGCUUGAGCAAAUUGUCGACAAUGCAGUAUAGAACAAUAAUGAACUAAUCUUUAUUGCACAAAUUGGAGAGAAUUCAAAGUUGGAAUACAGAGUGGAAAAGAAGGGCAUUCAAUAGGUUCAGGUAAAUAUUGAGAAUGAGGAUGAAGACUUCAUUUAACACAACCUCAUGAAUGGUAGUCGUAGUUAAUCUAAUAGCAUAGACUAUGGGCCUAAUGUAAUGCCUUUCAAUGAUGUUAAUUGUUCAUAAUAAACUGAAAUAUAUCGUGUUGGAUCAUUUUAAACUCAAAGCAUAACUUCAAUCAGAAGACUAAGUAGUCAUACUAAUCCUCUUAAUUCGAUUCAAAGUUUGAAUUCUUUCAAGAAAAAGCAAUAGCAUGUGCAUGAGGGCUUUUGUUGCAUGCACUGUACCGAAAAGAUAUAUGGAGUGAGAUAUGAAUGCUCUGAAUGCUUAAAUCAAUCCAUUUGUGAGUAAUGCGAAGAUAAUAAUAGCCAUCCUGAAAAACAUGUUUUAUUAAAGUUUAAGUUCCCAUUACUACCAGUACAUUAAAGCUCUGUUAUUCCUGAAGAAGAACAUUCAAGGCUAGAGGAGGAGAAAAAUAAAAGCCAUGACGAAGAAGAUAACGAAGAAUAAUGCGUUUUUGAUCACUACAAUUUCUAAGUUCAUUCUGAAUAUUAAAAUAAUACUGAAAAAACAGCUUAGUAAAUAAUCUUUUAAAAUAUUGCAGAAUCAAAAGAGGAGCACUCAAAUCAAACUUCUUCUCCAUAGUAAAACAAUAAUUAAGCAAGUGGUGUUUAAUAAAUUGCUGACAUGAAUGAGAUGAUUGAAGAUGAUUAUAUAGAAGAGAUGGAAUUAGACAUCCCACUUAGCAAAGGCAACUCAGCAAAUUUUAAGUUUGAUACUAAUUUUUCAGGAAAAUCAAAUAAAUCUCAAAAUAGAUAACGAUAUACACCAUAAAAUGCAGAUGUUGAUCAUGAAGCAUAUAAUCAAGAAGAAUCUGAUGAAGGAUAACAGCAGUCACUUCAUUAAAUACUAUAGAUUAGUGAUUUUUCACUUAAUCCUUAACAAAUUCACUAGGACACAAUACCAAAUAUCAAAGCUAUAAUAGAUUAAAACAUAGGUGAAGAGAUUGUAGAAGAUGAAAAGUGGCAAGAGAUUAGCUAGCCAGACUAAAUAGAGGACUAAUACAGUGAACAAACAGAUGAUUCAUCAUAUUAUGAUGAUUUGAUUGGGAUCAUUGAAAACCAUGAAUAAAAAUCUAAGGAAUUGUUGGAAAAAUAUAGGUUAAAUAUUCCUGCUGAUAGUAAUUCUUUCUUUGAUGUUUUUUAAGAAACUGAUGCAGAAAUUGCCUAAGAAGAUGCUGAUUCUAAGGAGAAGUUCAAUCUACUAGUGAGUUAAGAACAAGAUAGGGAAAUGGCAGAUAAGUUAGUAGCUUUAAGCAAAUUUACAGGAUAAUACAAUCACAAUCUUUUCAAAGAGUUAUUGAUAGCUACAAACGGGAAUUUAGAAGAUAUUGCAGAAAACUACCUUUGA